Messenger RNA from Nestor notabilis (Kea), 833 nucleotides. RefSeq names its product programmed cell death 2-like (gene PDCD2L). Lineage: Eukaryota; Metazoa; Chordata; Aves; Psittaciformes; Psittacidae. Gene Ontology annotation, cellular component: cytoplasm. The record is from RefSeq and is a predicted model, not a curated record. The transcript has 5 exons. Bases 1 to 807 code for a protein of 268 amino acids.
AUGGGUAUACUGAAACAAGAAUCACAUUUCACUGCAAAGGAUUGGUGUGAUGAAGCAGAUGACUGGGGAGCCUGUGAUGGAGCAGAAACUCAUGCAUAUACCUCCCUUCAGCUGCUUGGCUUAAAUGAAGCAGUGAGCAGCUCCUUGUCCAGAGAGGUGGAGUGUGCAUCCCAGCUCCAACAGCUUUGCUUGUCUGAGGCUAUGGAUUCAGAUUCCCUGAAUACACAUUCUCCAGUCAGUGAGGAAAUGGUAAUGGAAACAUCUGGUUCAGCUCCUGUGUUCCAGCCCUUUUACAUUAGUGUUGUGGAUGAGGAAGACUACACUGGUUUCCUUGAUACAGAUCAUGCAGAUAGGCUAUUGAAGGAGUAUCAGCAGAGAGAGGGUGUUGAUUUGGAGCAGCUGAUGUCAGAAAGUUUUAAAGGUGAAGGUGACAGUGAAAAAUAUGAGAAAAGUGAAGUCAAAAGCAGGGACCACACAUUCCAUAAAUUUAUGAAAAGAAUAUCUGUGUGUCCUGAACAGAUUCUAAGAUAUUCUAGGGGUGGCCAGCCUUUAUUCAUCACGUGUCCUCCAGCCGACUUUAACAGAUGUAUUCCGGCCUGCAGUAACUGUGGAAGCAACAGAAUAUUUGAAUUUCAACUCAUGCCAGCGCUGGUCAGCAUGCUGCAGAGUGAUUCAGAUCUGUCAGUGGAAUUUGGAACUGCUCUAGUUUACACGUGUGAGAGAAGCUGCUGGCCAACAGAUCGCGAAACCCCUCUUGAAGAAUUUAUUUUUGUACAAGAAGACCCAGAUCAGAGAUUAUUUAAAUAAAUUGUAUUUCUCUGCGUAGAUGGAAA